AUGUCCAUUCCUACAACCCAGAAAGUAGUCCUUUUCGAUAAGAUUGGCGAUGGCUACGAUAACAUCAAGUACACUGACGCGGAGGUCCCAGCCGUGGGUCCCCAUGACCUCUUGAUCAAGAACCACUUCACAGGGGUCAAUUUCAUCGAAGCCUACUUCAGAAAGGGUUACUACCCAUCAGAACAACCAUACAUCUUUGGUAGAGAGGCUAGUGGUGAGAUCGUGGCAGUCGGUGCCGAGGUGUCUAAGUACCAGGUUGGUGACAAGGUGGCGUAUCUUUCGGGAGAGACAUUUGCCCAGUAUACCAAGGUGGCCGACUCGUCGGUCAGAAUUGCCAAGCUCGACUCCAACCUUACCCACGACCAGUUAAAGCUCUAUGGUGCCAUUCUCACCCAAGGUUUGACGGCAUUGACCUUCACGGAAGAGACCCACAACGUCCAGAAGGGCGAGUUCGUGUUGGUGUGGGCAGCCUCCGGAGGAGUGGGAAGGUUGAUCGUUCAAUUGGCCAAGAACAAGGGCGGCCGUGUCAUUGCCAUUGCCUCCACUGAUGAGAAGUUGAAGAUCGCCUCGUCGUUGGGAGCUGAGUUCGUCAUCAACUCCACCUCCGAAGAUAUUGUUGCACGCGUCAAGGAGAUCACCAAUGGCCAGGGUGUUGCCGUGUCGUUUGACUCUGUUGGAAAAGACUCGUUUGAGAUUUCGUUGGAAGCCUUGGCCCGUAAGGGCUCUUUGGUCAGCUACGGUAACUCCUCGGGGUUGGUACCUCCAGUGACCAUCUCCCGGUUGAGUGCCAAGAACAUCAAGCUCACCAGACCCCAGGUGACCCCCUAUGUCACUACUCAAGAAGAAUGGGACCACUACACCGGUGUUCUUUUCAAGGAGAUCGAAUCGGGACGGUUGGACUUCGAUAUUUCCAAGACGUACCAGUUGAAGGACUACGCUGAAGCUGCUAAGGCCCUUGAGUCCCGUCAAACUACAGGGAAGUUGGUUUUGGAAAUUCCUCAAUAA
Suhomyces tanzawaensis NRRL Y-17324 is the source of this 1005-nucleotide messenger RNA. Its product is annotated as NADPH:quinone reductase. Gene Ontology annotation, molecular function: zinc ion binding; quinone reductase (NADPH) activity. The transcript has a single exon. Gene Ontology annotation, cellular component: cytoplasm. The coding region runs from base 1 to 1005 and encodes 334 amino acids. The record is from RefSeq and is a predicted model, not a curated record. Gene Ontology annotation, biological process: cellular response to oxidative stress. NCBI's taxonomy places the organism in Eukaryota, Fungi, Ascomycota, Pichiomycetes, Serinales, Debaryomycetaceae.